CGCCCGCGCGGUGAGCCCGUCCGCCCCCAGCUCCCACUCCCAGUGAGCCCGUCCGCGCGCCCUCGCCGCCCACCCGCCUAGUGAACUCGCCCGCCUCCUUUCACCCCUCACCGCCGAGCAAACCAGCCGGCCCCCUGCGGCUGCGAGGAUGGGGGUGGCGGUCGCGCUGGGCUCCGGGGCCGCCCGGCUCUUCUUCUACCCGUCGCUGCUCUACACCCUGGUGCGGGAGCGGCUGCCCGGCUCCCAGCGGCCCUGGUUUCACCGCAUCGACCGGGCCGUGCUGCUGGGGGCGCUGCCGCUGCGGGCACGGAGCCGCAGGCUGGUGGAAGAGGAGAACGUGCGCGGGGUGCUCACCCUGAACGAGGAGUAUGAGACCCGCUUCCUCUGCUGCUCCGCCCAGGAGUGGGAGGCAAUGGGAGUAGAGCAGCUGCGUCUCAGCACAGUGGACCUGACUGGAGUUCCCACAUUGGAAAACCUGCAGAGAGGUGUUGAAUUUGUACUGAAGCAUCGGGAGUGUGGGAACAGUGUCUAUGUGCACUGCAAGGCAGGACGCUCCCGCAGUGCCACCAUGGUGGCAGCAUAUUUAAUUCAGCUGUACCAGUGGAGCCCUCAGGAAGCAAUAGAAGCCAUUGCCAGGAUCCGUCCUCACAUCCUUGUUCGCCCCAGGCAGGUCCAGGUCCUGGAAAGAUUUCACAGGAAUGUGAUUGCUGAGGCAGCCGCAGAGUCUCAGCAAGAGCUACCAGAAACCCUCCAUCAGCUCCCCACAACAAGCACAAGUUCCUAGUGCACUAAUAAGGAACGGAUGGCUGCACAACCAAUAAAGAACUUUUCAGGCGCACAAUA
Messenger RNA from Trachemys scripta elegans, 843 nucleotides. RefSeq names its product protein tyrosine phosphatase mitochondrial 1 (gene PTPMT1). The record is from RefSeq and is a predicted model, not a curated record. NCBI's taxonomy places the organism in Eukaryota, Metazoa, Chordata, Testudines, Emydidae. The coding region runs from base 149 to 784 and encodes 211 amino acids. The transcript is spliced from 4 exons. Gene Ontology annotation, biological process: protein dephosphorylation. Gene Ontology annotation, molecular function: phosphatidylglycerophosphatase activity; protein tyrosine/serine/threonine phosphatase activity; phosphatidylinositol-4,5-bisphosphate 5-phosphatase activity.